AUGAAGUCCAAGGUUCUAGGCCAUUUUAAACGGAAAUCUGUAGAGGCGGCAGAGCAACGCGGUAUUUCAGGCCUCCCAAUCCGCACCAAGGAAUCUCAAGAAACCGAUAGCCUUCCUGAUCCCCAACAUCUUGUCCUAACCGAAUAUCGAAUUGCAAACGAAACUUCUGGCACCAGACUCUUAAGUAUGGACGUUCUUUCCAUUCAUGAGUCCGAUUCAUAUUACGACAUUCUAGCUGCAAUCGGAGGCAAAUCAAAUGAUCGGGAGACUGUCCCAUUAAUCUGCAGAAAGAAAAGUGUUGCGGUUAGAUGGAAGAUUGGUCAAGCUGCUAACGAUGAUUCGUAUGACACUCUCUGUGGCCCUGAUGUUGCCAUGAAAAGACUCAUACUCAUGAUGCGUGAGAGGCACUGGAAGGAUCGACUGGUAGUCGUGUACUAUGCAGAGGAGAAUGAUAGUAGUGAUCGUAGUAAGAGCAGUGAGAGCAGUAAGAGUAGCAUUAGUAAUUGGACAAAGGUGGGAAGCCAGGGGUCCAUGAAGUUUCUCCAGAAUCGUGAUUAA
Molecule: messenger RNA, 558 nt
Organism: Botrytis deweyae
Lineage: Eukaryota; Fungi; Ascomycota; Leotiomycetes; Helotiales; Sclerotiniaceae
Exons: 1
Coding region: 1-558 (185 amino acids)
Source: RefSeq, a predicted model, not a curated record